AUGUCAACUAAAAAACAACCAGACUGGCUUGAUCCUGCAACAAACAAUGAAGAAACAACUUACACUUCUACAAACACAUUAGAAGUUUAUAAUUCGCUUACUAGAUGUAAAGUUAAUUUUACACCAAAAAAAGAAAAACAUAUUAAAUGGUAUAACUGUGGACCUACAGUUUAUGAUUCUGCUCAUAUUGGUCAUGCUCGUGUUUAUGUUACAGUUGAUUAUAUUCGCCGAAUAUUAUCAGAGUAUUUUAAUUACAAUAUUCUGUAUGUAAUGAAUAUUACAGACAUAGAUGAUAAGAUAAUACUUCGUGCUAGACAAAAUCAUCUUUUUAAUAAAUUAAAAGAAUCCACUGAUUCACUUUCACAAGAUUUAAUAGAUAAAGUAAAGACUGCAUUGAAUGAUUUUAAAAAAGUUAGACUUGGUGUAGAUACUAAUGGUGUCGUCAAUGAUCAAUCAAAAAGCGAUCCAAAAUAUCUUUUAUAUGCUAAUUCAUUUAGAGAAACAGUCAAAGCUGUUGUAUCAGCAGAGUUUUCUUUUGAAGAUGGAGAUUUGAGUAAAAAGACUGCUCACCAGUUUUUAAAUGAAUCUCAGGAUGUAAUUUCUGAUUGGAUGGAUAGAGAACAUGGUGCAUCAGUAACAGAUUCAAAAAUUUUUCGUAGUUCAGCAGCACACUGGGAGCAGGAUUUUAUGGAAGAUAUGGAAUCUUUGAAUGUUCGACCCUGCGAUAUUUUAACACGUGUCAGUGAAUAUGUUCCUGAAAUUAUAACAUAUGUAAAAAAAAUAGUUGAUAAUGGGUAUGCAUAUGAGGCAGAUGAGUCUGUUUAUUUUGAUACCGACCUAUUUGAUGGAAAGAAGGAUCAUCAUUAUGCGAAACUACAACCUUGGUCAGCGGGAAAUGAAGGACUAAUUGAGGAGGGUGAGGGUAGUUUAGGAGUUAAAUUGUCUGGAAAAAAAAAUAAAUCUGAUUUUGCUUUAUGGAAAAAAAGUAAACCAGGUGAACCUUCAUGGAAUUCACCUUGGGGUCAAGGUCGACCUGGAUGGCAUAUUGAAUGUUCUGUGAUGGCUAGUGAAGUACUUGGUGAUAAUAUGGAUAUUCAUUCUGGCGGUAUUGAUUUAGCUUUUCCACAUCAUGAUAAUGAAUUAGCACAAUCUGAGGCGUAUCAUGAAUGUAAACAAUGGGUCAAUUAUUUUCUUCAUGUUGGCCAUUUACAUAUAGAAGGUCAAAAAAUGAGCAAAUCGUUAAAAAAUUUUAUUACUAUUAAACAAGCAUUAAAAAAGUAUACGUCAAGACAAUUGAGAUUGUGUUUCUUACUACAUCAAUGGGAUUCUAAACUUGAUUUCAAAGAUUCAGUUAUGACUGAGGCUAAAACUGUCGACAAUACUAUUAAUAAUUUCUUUAUAAAUGUUAAAGCAUUAAUAAAUGAGCAUAAAAUUUCAAUGUUUGAAUCUGACGGAACUCAUAAAUAUCAUGAUUCAGAAAAAGAACUAAUUAAUUUCCUUUACGAAAAACAACUAUCAAUCGAUGAAGCACUUUGCGAUUCAUUUAAUACACCAAAUGCAAUGAAUGAAAUAUUGGAACUUAUUAAUAAAACCAAUGUUUAUUUAUCAAGCGGUCGAAAAAAAAUUAAUAUGAAUGUAGUUGAAACUAUUGCAAAAUUUAUAACCAAAAUUUUAAGAAUUUUUGGUUUAGUUGAAAAUCAAUCACUUGAUGAAAUAGGUUUUGGAUCAUCAUCCUUGGUAUCAUCGGGCCAAGAAAAAAAUACGGAAGAUAUUAUUUUACCAUAUUUAAGGGUUUUAUCAAGUUUUCGUGAUAAUAUACGUGAUUUAGCACGUCAAGGUAAAGAUCAUUCGGAAUUUUUGGCAUUAAGUGACAAAUUACGUGAUAAUGAUUUAGCAGAGUUGGGCGUAUUGUUGGAUGAUCAGGAGGAUGGCAAAGCGUUGGUGAAAUUGGUUGAUCCUGAAGGGAUGUUUAAAGAUGUUAAAGAUGAAAAUGGUGAAAUUGCUUAUUCUGAAUUUGAUGAGCAGUUUGGGUUUUCAAUAUCAAUGAAAAAUUUACAAUGUUCAUUUCGAGUGACACCAAGUAUGAAUCUUCGAUAUUUACACAAUUACAUGACAUUUAGAAUGAAAAUGCAUUCCAAAUCUGAUGAAGACAAUUCAGAGAUUUCAGAGACAACAAAAGUAGAAACUUCUACAGCAAAAUUAAAAAAAGAUUGGUCAAGCGUCCAAGAUAUAAAUGGUAACACAUCAACAUUCGGAACACGCAUAUUAGAAAAUAAAGAUGAUGUAUAUAAACAUAAUGCAUGGGAUAAUGUGGUAUGGGAUGAAGAACAAGAAAAUCAUGCAAAAGAGAGAAUUAAAAAGCAAUCCAGUCAGCAAAUGCCUUUAGAUGACCAAACAGCAGAUUAUUGGAAUACAUUUUACCAACAUAAUACCAAUAAAUUCUUUAAAGAUCGUCAAUGGUUAAAAGUUGAAUUCCCAGAAUUAUUUGAUGUUAUAGAAUCAAAUGCUGGAAAUAAAAAAGUAUUUGAGAUUGGGUGCGGAGCAGGAAAUACUUUAUUUCCAUUAUCAGGAUUAAACAAAAAUCCAGAAUUAUUUAUUUAUGCGUGUGAUUUUUCUUCAACAGCAAUAGAAGUGAUUAAAAAUAGUACAGAGUAUAAUCAGGAACAAUCUAAAGCCUUUGUAUGGGAUUUAACAAAUCAAGAUAUACCGGAAUAUAUAGAGCCAGGAUCAUUAGAUAUUGUAGUAUUGAUUUUUGUGAUGUCUGCAAUACGUCCUCAAGAUUGGUCUCAAGCUGUGGAAAAUAUUUACAAGAUGUUGAAACCUGGUGGAUUAGUGCUUUUCAGAGAUUACGGUAGAUAUGAUAUGGUUCAACUUAGAUUUAAAGAAGGUCGUAUGAUUUCUGAUAAUUUUUAUGUCCGUGGUGAUGGCACCAGAGCAUAUUUCUUCACCUCUGAUCGUAGAUUGAUUGUUAAUAGACAUAGAAAACUUCAAAUGUAUCGAAUAUGGUUGCAAGGAAAAUUUAGAAAACGCUAG
This is a messenger RNA of Entrophospora candida, 3033 nucleotides long. Lineage: Eukaryota; Fungi; Glomeromycota; Glomeromycetes; Entrophosporales; Entrophosporaceae. The record is from the annotation of a GenBank genome assembly.